AUGGGUUUUGAUGGGGCUUGGGCUGGAGACUCUGAUGGUACUUUAGAAGAUUUAUUUGCACUGUUUGAUGUUUUUGGCUUGUCACCUACUCAUGAUCUCGUGAAUAUUGGUUAUUACAUUACAUCUUAUGAAGCAUAUUACAUUAAAUCUUUCAUGUUUUUAGGAUUAAGAGUUUUAUCUUUAUUAGAGGAGAUGUAUCAGCUGGCAAUCGAUGGUGAUAUAGGGUUGACACAAAAAAUAGUAAUUGCCUAUUCUGGCCUGAAAAUGAAUAUGUUCAAAAAGGCCUUUAGUGAAGCACUGGGAGAAUCUAUAAUGAAAUUCAAUGGUGGCCGAAAGAAUGAGGAGCUUGCAAACAAAGUUUUAGGUCCUGCAUCUGAUCAAAUCAAGUUAGCAACUGAUUCUGAAGUGGAGAUAUCUAAACUACCAGGAUAUGUUCUUGAAACAAAAGUGAAUGUAGAGCUUGCAAGCAGGGUUGAGAGUGAACUUCUUUGCAGAGCCUAUUUCGGAAUAUAUCUAGGAGAGAAUACGAUGAAGUGUUACAAGGAAUCGAAAGAGAUGUUUGGGCAGUCCAUGCUUUCUCUCUUCUAAGAGAUUGGAGAAACAGUUUCAAUCAAUAAGGUUCAAGUGUGCACUACUUAUUAGGAACAAAGCUACUUAUUCAAUAAGAAUGGAAACAAUGAGAUUGUUUUUCUUCUUUCUGUCAUAGAUUCCAAGUGUGUUUUAUGCUUCA
Humulus lupulus (European hop) is the source of this 730-nucleotide messenger RNA. RefSeq names its product chalcone isomerase-like protein 1. The record is from RefSeq and is a predicted model, not a curated record. The coding region runs from base 1 to 588 and encodes 195 amino acids. The transcript is spliced from 6 exons. NCBI's taxonomy places the organism in Eukaryota, Viridiplantae, Streptophyta, Magnoliopsida, Rosales, Cannabaceae.